CUCGUCCAGAGAGCGAGCGAGCAGCGAGCGGCGGCGGCAGCCAGCACUUCCCAGCUCAUUUUCUCUCUGUCAUUCCCCUCUCAAUCUUUGAUCAAUGUACUUGCCAGAGAGAACCGAAGUCCUUCAAACCUCCUCCUUUUCACCUUCGUCUUUAACGUGGUGCUAGAGCAAGGACCACAAAAAGAAACUGCCCUCCCCCCUCCCCUCGGCCCCAGCCCCGCCGCCCGGAGCGGACUUCUCCUCCUCCUCCUCCUCCUCCGUCCCCACUUGCGGGACACUUUGUGCGUUUCUCUCUCUCACUCUGCCCCCUGCUCUCUCGCUCGCCGCAGCACCUGAUCCGGGGUUAUUCCCCCCUUCUUCUCCCCCCCCCUCCCUUCUCCUCUCUUUUUUUAAAAUAUAUAUUUCUUUUAAUUUUUGCCCUUUUCCCCUGCGUGUGUGUGUGGGAACUUUCCCCCCUCCCCCUGCCCCCUCCGCCGUAUAUGUGACCAUGGCCGUACCGGCUGCUUUGAUCCCUCCGACCCAGCUGGUCCCCCCUCAGCCUCCGGUCUCAACUUCUGCCGCCUGCACCACCACCACCACCACCUCCUCGUCGGCCACCUCCUCUCCGUCUCCGUCCAUCGCUCCCCCGCCGGCCGCCUCGGGGACAAACCUAUUCCGGCCGGAGCCCAUCGCAGCGGCGGCAGCGGCGGCGGCGGCCACAGUCACCUCCACCACCAGCGGCGGCGGCGGUAACGGCAGCGGCGGCAGCGGCGGCGGCGGCAGCCCCAGCCUGGGCAGCGGCGGCGGCGGCAGCGGCGGCGGCGGCACCUCCACUCCCAACGCCAGCGCGGCCAGCGCGGCCGGCAGCCUGCCGGGCAAGCCGGUGUACUCGACCCCGUCGCCGGUGGAGAACACCCCCCAGAACAACGAGUGCAAGAUGGUGGAUCUGAGGGGGGCCAAAGUGGCCUCCUUCACCGUGGAGGGCUGCGAGCUCAUCUGCCUGCCCCAGGCUUUCGACCUCUUCCUGAAGCACUUGGUGGGGGGCUUGCACACGGUCUACACCAAGCUGAAGCGGCUGGAGAUCACGCCCGUGGUGUGCAACGUGGAGCAGGUCCGCAUCCUGAGGGGGCUGGGGGCCAUCCAGCCCGGGGUCAACCGCUGCAAACUCAUCUCCAGGAAGGAUUUCGAGACCCUCUACAACGACUGCACCAACGCCAGUUCUAGACCUGGAAGGCCUCCUAAGAGGACUCAAAGUGUCACCUCCCCGGAGAAUUCGCAUAUCAUGCCGCAUUCUGUCCCAGGCCUCAUGUCUCCUGGAAUCAUCCCGCCAACAGGCCUGACAGCAGCAGCUGCUGCAGCAGCAGCUGCCACCAAUGCCGCCAUAGCAGAAGCAAUGAAAGUGAAAAAAAUUAAAUUGGAAGCUAUGUCCAACUAUCAUGCAAACAGUAACCAGCAUGGAGCAGACUCUGAAAAUGGAGAUCUGAAUUCAAGUGUUGGCAGCAGUGAUGGUUCUUGGGAUAAAGAAAAACUUCAUUCUCCCCCCACCCAAGGAUCACAGGCCUCUGUUAACCACCCCAGCUUACCUGGACAGCAUAAUCUUAGCCAUCCUCUCAACCCUCUGCGACAGAACCACCUUCUGCCGAAUGGACUGGAGCUUCCUUUCAUGAUGAUGCCCCACCCGCUAAUCCCUGUCAGCCUACCUCCAGCGUCUGUCACGAUGGCAAUGAGCCAGAUGAACCACCUGAGCACCAUUGCCAACAUGGCGGCAGCAGCACAAGUGCAGAGUCCUCCAUCCCGAGUGGAGACGUCUGUCAUUAAGGAACGUGUUCCAGACAGCCCUUCUCCUGCUCCUUCUCUUGAAGAGGGCCGAAGACCUGGCAGCCAUCCAUCUUCUCAUCGAAGCAGCAGUGUGUCCAGCUCUCCUGCACGGACUGAGAGCUCUUCAGACAGAAUCCCUGUCCAUCAGAAUGGGCUAUCUAUGAACCAAAUGCUGAUGGGUUUGUCACCUAAUGUCCUUCCUGGCCCUAAAGAGGGUGAUCUGGCUGGUCAUGAUGUGGGACAUGAGACAAAAAGAGUACACAUUGAGAAAGAUGAGACCCCGCUCUCCACACCAACCGCAAGAGACAGCCUUGAAAAACUUUCUCUAACUGGGCAUGGGCAACCACUACCUCCGGGUUUUCCAUCUCCUUUUCUAUUCCCUGAUGGAUUGUCCUCCAUAGAGACCCUUCUGACUAACAUCCAGGGUCUACUAAAGGUUGCUAUAGACAACGCCAGAGCUCAAGAGAAACAGGUCCAACUGGAAAAGACAGAGCUGAAGAUGGAGCUCUUCAGGGAACGAGAACUGAGGGAAACACUUGAAAAACAGUUGGCUGUGGAGCAGAAGAACAGAGCAAUAAUUCAGAAAAGGUUAAAGAAGGAAAAGAAGGCAAAGAGGAAAUUGCAGGAAGCACUUGAAUUUGAGACUAAGCGACGGGAGCAAGCAGAACAGACACUGAAACAGGCAGCUUCAACAGAUAGUCUCAGGGUCCUAAAUGACUCUCUGACCCCAGAGAUAGAAGCUGACCGCAGCGGGGGCAGAACAGAUGCUGAAAGGACAAUACAAGAUGGAAGACUUUAUUUGAAAACUACUGUCAUGUAUUGAAUUUUUCCUGCUGAAGAUACCUGUGCUACGGUAAAGAACUUUGCAGUAAGACAUUCACUCAAAAGGAGUUCUGUGGAAACAAAGCGUUUUCAAGGCAACUUCCUCAACUUCCUGUAUCAAUAUUCUUCAAAAAUUUAAAGAAUUCUGCAAGAGUGUCCUCCUUUGGUUAUCUCCUGUGGCUCAACCCAGAGACCUAGAGAAUGUUUGUAAAUGUCCAGUAGCACUCUUCUUACAGUGAAAAUCUGCGUCUCUGCGCCGGACUAUUGUAUCCAAAAUUACAGGCAGAUCAGAACAAGGCUGAGUAUUCCCCGUUUUCAAGGAAUGCAGACUCUGUCCUCCUCUGAUGAGUCUAUAUUUGAGCACAUCAAAUGAUCCUUCCAGCGGUGUCCAAGUGCACUGAUAGACUGUUAUGUCAUACCGAAACCAGCAAGACAGCUCAGAAAUGAACUUGUAGAGGGCGUAAGAGGAUUCUUAAAAAAAAGAAAAAAAAAUUAAAAAAAAGAAAAAAAUUGAUACAUUCAGUUUUCAAACUAUGAUCGUGGGUUUUCUUCUAAAGACCUUUUUUUCCACAUGCUUUCCAAGAGACCAACACAUGGAUGUUAGACGACAUAAAGUGAAAUGGAAUUUUGUGUAAGUGAAAAGAAACGCUGAAUGUAAACAAACUGUUUUACUGUUCACAAAAUCUCUUUUCCUAAAAUAAAAAAAAUACAAUAAAAAGAGUAAUAAUUUCUCAUUGCAAACUGGCAGGGGUUUAUGAAAUAAAAGACUUUGCUUAUUCAAACUGUUGGUCACAUGUACAGUAUAUAACACAAAUCACACAAGGAAGGUAUUAUGUAUGCAGUAGAAAUCUAGAGUUUAGGAAAUGAAAAUUUUAGAUAAUAUCGUUUUGUCACCCUGUUGGUCAGAAAGACACCUUUCUAGUUUUAACGCAUGCAGGCAUGUAAAUAUUUGUCCUGGAGUCACAGUAUUACUGAAUGAGAUCUUAAGCAUCUGGUAACAAGUCAGAAUUCUGUAGCAGCCACUUUUAUUUGUAUAUUGAGCCCUGAUUAGUGCCCUGGUUAGUGCACUUUUAAGAAUGGACUGUGGCUGAGCAGCAAGUCAAAAUGCCAGAAAUAUUUUUAUAUGUUAAUGUCAUAUUACGUCAAUGUUGCUAAAAAAAAAGAAAACCUAACAAACACUUGAUGUAUCAGUCCAAUUCCACGUAGAACUGAGUGAUACAGUUGACGUCUGUUGUCCCUCCCGCCUUGCCUUGCGGACGGGUGGUUGUGUGUUACUUUCACUGUCUUUAUGAAAGCUACAAAUAUGUGUUUUCACCUUCGUGCUGAUAACUGGAAGUAAGAUGCAACACAGUGCUUAUUACAUUACUAAAAGGUUAUGUUCUUUGCUUUGCGUACUUUUGGGUUACCCCUUUAAAGACUGAUUUUGUGAAUCAGUGCUAUUACUGUAAGUUUUGUGAUUAUGCUUUCUUCAUCUUUAAUGUUUUUUGCAUAUAAAAUAUUAUUUAUUACAUGGAAACAUAUCAAAACCUUAAAUGUCUAAGAUGCCUAACUUAAAGCAAAUAUUUCUUUAAAAAUAGUUCUGAUUGGAUAUUAAUAUUAUUUUGUCAAAAAAAAUCUAAUGUUUUGUAAACUCUAGCACUGAGCUUCUAUAGUUUGUAGGUCUUCCUUGCAAUACUGGUACACACUUAUUUUGUGCAGUUCAUAUUUACUCCACCACAACCCUUUUUUAACAAUAGAAAAGAUGUAUAUACAAGUUCACGUCAUGGUAAUUUUUUUUAAAGAAAUAUUGAGCAAUAUUUUUCAUUAAAUAUUGUUACCUAAUACUUUGUAGUGACAUUAUUUUCUAAUCAUGAUUCCUUCGUAACUUUCAUAGUUGCUUGAACACGUAUGGGAUUCUGUACUCCAGUUUUUUCGUAUACAGUCUUUAAAGGGUUAACAACUGUAAAGUUAGAUGGACUUGUGACAAGCUUUUGAAUCAUUCAUAUCUGAAAGAGAAUUAAAAGCCUACAACUGAAAUAUGUAGUAGCAUCUACCAUUGCUCUGCUCCUUGCAUAGAGUCACCUGUAAGUAGGUUUAGUAGUUUUACAGUAUAUACUUUCAAGACCUUUGGGAAUGCCUCAGUGUUUGGCUUGAUACAUAAAUGGAAAUGUUAAGGAUUAAGGGAGAACCAAUUUAUAAGCUGGAUGUUUAAAAAGAAUCUUGCUAAACAGUGUAAAUAUUACAGACCAUAAGAUGUUACCGUAAGUUGAAUUUUUGCCCCUCUUUAGUUACACAGGUUUUGGUUGUUAUUUUGUUUUUGGUUUUUGAUUUGGAUUUUUUUUUUGCAUAGAUUAUGAAGAAAAGUUGUGCUCAUGUUAUUGUUUAUAUGCUUUUGUAAUCUUAAAGAUAUUAAUGUCUAGUUGUUCUAUAUUAUAACCACAUUUGCGCUCUAUGCAAGCCCUUGGAACAGAACAUACUCAUCUUCAUGUAGGACCUAUGAAAAUUGUCUAUUUUUAUCUAUAUAUUUAAAGUUUUCUAAAAAUGAAAAAAGGUUAUUACGAAUUUUGUUGUACAAAAUCUGUACAAAAAUCUGUUUUUACAUCAUAAUGCAAGAAUUGGAAAUUUUUCUAUGGUAGCCUAGUUAUUUGAGCCUGGUUUCAAUGUGAGAACCACGUUUACUGUUAUUGUAUUUAAUUUUCUUUUCUUUUCAACAAUCUGCUAAUAAAACUGUCUGAAAUCUCCCUGCGACUUUAUUUACAGUUCAUCUUUAUUAAAUUUUGUGAAAUGUACAACAUCAGAGGAAUAUUUACUUUCUAAUGGGAGGCAUCUAAAAACAACAUAAGUCAGCUCUUUGUAAUGUGAGGAGAACAAUGCUGAAUGAUUUUAUUUAACAUGCAACUGCUUCUAUCUCUAAUAUGAAUUACUGUGGUGAAAAACAUCAUAAAAGCACACUCUGUGGUUAUUGUUUAACAAGCAGAUUUUCCAUAUUUUUUUUCUUGCCAGCUAAGCAAACUGCCCCCAUCUACAUGAUUUAUUUAUGUACAUUUCUCAGUUUAUGAAGCUGUUAUUUGUACCUUUUUCCUUUAUAUUGUGAUAUUCCCAUGAUUCUUAUUUCAGAAAGCUUUGUGCUGAAUAAUGUAAAGUGGACAUGUUGAUGGAACAAAACACAUUAUUUCUCUAACUACAAAAA
Molecule: messenger RNA, 5788 nt
Organism: Rhea pennata
Lineage: Eukaryota; Metazoa; Chordata; Aves; Rheiformes; Rheidae
Gene: DACH1
Product: dachshund family transcription factor 1
Exons: 12
Coding region: 488-2620 (710 amino acids)
Biological process (GO): regulation of transcription by RNA polymerase II
Cellular component (GO): nucleus; transcription regulator complex
Molecular function (GO): RNA polymerase II cis-regulatory region sequence-specific DNA binding; DNA-binding transcription factor activity, RNA polymerase II-specific
Source: RefSeq, a predicted model, not a curated record